UUCGGGGGUGAGUGAAAAUCACAAAAAAGAAAAGGAUAGAGUGGACGCUCGUCAUUCUGGUUUCUGUAUGCGCGAUAAGCGUGGCACAAUCAUUGCGCCUGUACGAGUCCGAUACCUUGGCCGUCCCUCUGCUUCUUCAGGACAAUCACAGACCGAUUACCUAGCACGAUCAAGAGAAUCGUGCCCCUCUGAUCCAACAUUCGCUAACGCGUCUACGGCUGACAUUCGCCAUCGCAAUCAGUCUACAACCAGAGAGAUCGCCCAUGCCUUUUGUGAUGUCGUAGUUCGACGGGAUGACUCGUUUUCAGGACGAUACAUUAAAACGGUUAGCGCAAUCGAUAUGCAGGCUGAGGCGUCAAGUUGCUUUUUCAGCGCGCGAAUUUGUCCAUACCAUCGUUGGCUAUUUUGCCAAUGACCCAACUACUCCAGAAUGGCUGCUUCUUUACUGCAAACUUGCCACCCUCGUGGGUUCGGCUUUGAACCUCGAUCUCGUCAUACUAGACUCUCCUGCACAGUUUCUCCUUCAACAACUGCAUCAGGUGCUAUCCAUGGACACACUACACGGUUGCCAAAUAUUCCAAGAGUACAUAGGUUCCAUGGUACUUUUAGCCGAUGUUGGAAACAGCCAAGCUAAAGAGUUGCUGGACGCCCUUUUGGAGAAAGAUCGUGCUCUCUUUGUCAAUUGGAGCAUCCAAAUGUCGACUUUAUCAUUGUACGAGCUGUAUUUACAGUUAUUAUGUGCUCACCCUUCGUUAAAUACAUUGGGUGAUCAAACUCGCCGCCAGAUCAUCUUGCAAGAUCUACAUCAGUUGCUGCUCCUGUCGCAAGGCAUGUCGGUAGAGUCCGUUGCAGAGCCCAAGGCAGUUGUAUGUGCGGCUACCGACCCCAUCUUUGUCUCUCGCAUAUCGAUUCUUGCUAUUUUUGCAAACUGUUUUGGCGAGUUUAAUGCUCAAACGCAAUGGCCGACUUUUAUGGACGAAAUGAUCAACCAAUCACCAGCACAGGGCACAGAAGGCUCGAUCAAAGAAAGUGGGCACAGGCACACCAUUUUAUUAUUGGCCGUCUUUAGUGCUGGAUGCAAAUCAUCAGGCGAUGAAGAAAUGGCGGUUCGUGCCGUGCAAAUUAUUGAGGAUGUUCACCGUAUUCUCAGCCAAGCUUUCACCGAUGCAAGGAAAGAAACCAUUCAAAAGGUGUUGGAGUGCAUGCAAAUAUUACUUUAUCAUCUGGGCCCCAUGAUCCAGUUUACUUAUACUCAGUGGUUCAUCAAAACAUUUGUCCAUUCGCAAACUACCUUGCUGACAUCGAAACGCUUGGGCCAGUUGUUCCUGGAUGUCUUGGGCACCAUGGUACCCAAUGAAUUGCCGGCCGUGUUGCAGAUCCAUGUAAGGGCCCUGACCGAUCAUCCAACAUUAUCGGCAGCUCCGUAUAUACGAUCAGCCAAGGAACAGCUGAUAAAACUUGGGAUGGCUGCGCAUCCGAACCAUGAUCCUCCGUCCAUUGUGGUCCCUGUAGCCUCUGACCGACGAUUUGCUUCUGUGUCAGGGUCGGAGGACAUCACCAACUACAUCAGCACUUUUGAAAGGACCGGAAGUAUUCCUAACCCGAUAUGGGAAGGUUCCAUCUUCCGUGUCAAAUGGUUCAGGACCACGUUUCUGCCAGCGCUCAUUGCUUGGCACCCAGACAGUCCCCAAUCGGAUCAUUUAUUGUCAGCGCGAAAUGAAUUGAUAGAGGCCCUCCGAAGGAAGAACAAAAUACCCGAGCCAUUAUACCAAGAAUUCUUGUCCAAGAAUAAAAUGUAAAUAAAUCGACAUGGCACAUCCUCGAUUCAUUAGAACCAGUCUUUAUAUUAUAGGUCACCAUAGAAACGGAAUGAAAGAACCAGAAUAAAGAACGAUAGAAUCAAAAAAAGUUGAUC
This is a messenger RNA of Radiomyces spectabilis, 1915 nucleotides long. RefSeq lists its product as uncharacterized. The record is from RefSeq and is a predicted model, not a curated record. Gene Ontology annotation, biological process: interstrand cross-link repair. The coding region runs from base 294 to 1799 and encodes 501 amino acids. The transcript is spliced from 7 exons. Gene Ontology annotation, cellular component: Fanconi anaemia nuclear complex. Lineage: Eukaryota; Fungi; Mucoromycota; Mucoromycetes; Mucorales; Radiomycetaceae.